UCAAAGAGCUCCGAGUGUCAGUCGCGGCCGCAGCUCUGCGCCAACUGCACGAGACACUGCUUCGCUAGUUGCCGGCCGGCUCUACACUGGUCAAGCACGGAAUUUGGAAGGUGAAACAGGCACCAUGAAUCGUCUGCUUCAUCGCAAAGUUGGGCUGCUCUUGAUGAUAUACUUUGGAAUGUGUGAUGCUGCUCGUAUAUUGGGAAUCGCACCACUUCAAGCACCUAGUCACGUCAUAAUAAUGACAUCAUUAUUUAAAGAACUCGCAUUAAGGGGCCAUCAGAUGACAGUCAUUAUUCCUACGCCUCAAAAAGACGUACCAUCAAAUUACACCCAGAUAACGACAGAUAUUAAUAUGGAAUCUGUUUUAGGUGGAAAAGAAAAUAUGUUCGAUUUGGGCAAAAUGAACGCUGUUGUCCUGUCAGUAUUCAUGUGGUAUGUUGGAAACACCAUGACUGAGUUGACACUGAAAAGUCCAAACGUACAAAAACUGCUAAAGUCUAAUGAAAACUUUGAUCUCAUAAUCGCGGAAACCUUUUACUGCGAAGGUCUUUUAGGAUUAUCUCAGAAGUUCAGUGUUCCUUUUGUGGGAGUUUCUACAUUUUCGGGGACGGAAAAUAUUAAAGAUAUCGUCGGUGAUCCAUUUCCAUAUUCUUAUGUUCCCUCUCCAUUUAUAACUUUUAAUGAUCAUAUGACAUUUUUUCAGCGACUUCAAAACACAAUAACAAAUUUUCUUAUUAAAAAUGGUCAUAAUUACUAUUUCAUACCAGCUCAAGAUGCCAUCAUGAGGAAAUAUCUUACUGAUAUACCAAAUUUAUCCAAACUUAGAGAUAUUGUUUAUAAUGCAUCUCUUUUGCUGUUGAACACCCACUUUAGUCAUGGCUUCUCUAGACCAAAAGUUCCAAACUUGAUUGAAGUUGGCGGAAUGCAUAUCAAGCCACCGAAACAACUGCCCAAGGACAUUCAAGAGUUUUUGGAUGGCGCCGAGGAUGGAGCAGUGUACUUCAGCAUGGGAUCGAACCUCAAGAGCGCUGACAUGAGCAUUCCCAAGCGAGAAGCUUUUCUAAGAGCAUUCGCCAAGAUUAAACAAAGGGUGCUGUGGAAAUUUGAAGAAAAUCUCCCAGAUAAGCCAAAAAAUGUGAAGAUUUCUAAAUGGUUUCCUCAAUCAGACAUCUUAGGACAUCCAAACAUUCGAGUUUUCAUGACGCAUGGUGGACUGCUUAGUUCUCAAGAAUCAAUGUACAAUGCAGUUCCUCUGGUUGGAAUUCCCAUUUUUGCCGACCAGAGUCUGAAUGUUCACCGCGCUGCGGACGCUGGCUAUGCCCUGAGACUUGACUUCGACAAUAUCACAGAGGAGUCCGUGUAUUGGGCUCUGAACGAAGUUAUUCACAAUCAAAGGUACAAAGAGACGGCGGAAAGAGUGUCCAGGAUAUUCCACGACCAGCCGCAGACGCCCAUGCAGCAAGCAGUGUUCUGGGUCGAGUACGUGCUGCGUCACCAUGGAGCGCGCCACCUGCGCAGCGCUGCGCUAGACCUGGCGUGGUACCAGUACUACCUGCUAGAUGUCGCUGCGGUGCUGCUCGCUGCAUCCGGCGCUGCGGUCGUGCUGCUCGUCUGGCUGGUCGCGUCACUCGCUGCACUGGUGCUGCGGAAACCAGGCAACAAACACAACAAACACAACAAGCCGUCAAAAUCCAACAAGAAGAAAAAGUAAACGAAAUCUCUCUGUAGGUGUAAUCAGUACCUGAUUUUUAAAGCAGAGACCGUACACGGACUUAAGCUUGCAAUGGUAUGAUGCUUAUAAGAGCAGUUUGAUAUUUUAAUACAUUCAUAUUUAGUGGGCCCCUGUCAAUCAAAAACGUUUAUAGAAUCUAGAAUAUGUAAUUUUGACUUGAUGUAAGUUUUUGGACAUACGCCAUUGCUUAAAACUUUUUCUGUUGAAGAAAAAAUAAAAAAUAAAAAAAAAAGAAAUAUGUAAAUAAAACCCAAAAAAAGGCAAAAAACACAAAA
Messenger RNA from Bacillus rossius redtenbacheri, 2010 nucleotides. Its product is annotated as UDP-glycosyltransferase UGT5-like. Gene Ontology annotation, molecular function: UDP-glycosyltransferase activity. The transcript is spliced from 6 exons. The coding region runs from base 125 to 1714 and encodes 529 amino acids. The record is from RefSeq and is a predicted model, not a curated record. Lineage: Eukaryota; Metazoa; Arthropoda; Insecta; Phasmatodea; Bacillidae.